Racocetra persica is the source of this 686-nucleotide messenger RNA. Lineage: Eukaryota; Fungi; Glomeromycota; Glomeromycetes; Diversisporales; Gigasporaceae. The record is from the annotation of a GenBank genome assembly.
AAAACUUGUUGUAACUGGUACUAUCAUACCAGAACUUCACUACGGUCCAUACUUAUGUGACUGGUGGAUUUUUUUUAAAAAAAGUCAAAAUGUGCCAUCUCCGAUUCCAAUAUGUUUGGGACUUGAGCCUGGUUAUAUAUGUGAAGGUGGCAGACAAAGUAGUGAUAUUGUUACAAGUUCAUCUAAUGCAAUUACCUUAGUUUACCAAGCCAUUUUUGGUACUAAAACAAAGUUUGCGAGCCUUUCAUAUUUGGGCUUAGAGCAAACUGAAACAUCACAAAAAUUACUAGAAGGUGUUGUUUUUUAUCCCUUUAUUAUUAAACUUGUUACUUACCCUUCAUCCACUCAUCAUGAACCUACUCACGAAUUCAUCCCUCACCACAAACCUACAAAUCAACCUAUUCACCAUAAACCAACCUAUAAACCCAACUACAAAUCCACCUACAAAUCUAUCUACCUGAAAGAUUCAAGUGUAGAUCAAGACUUCCCUCUAAAUAUAGGAAGGGCCCUAAAAGAAAAUAUGAAACUUGCAGGAAAUUUGAGAGCCGAUGAUCGUUACUCACCUAAAAAUAUGCAUGCCAGUUUAGACGCAAAUUUCAAAAAAGAAGCAUUGGAAAAAGCACUGUCAGAAAAUAAUAGUAAUAUUUUAGCAUUUGAAGAGACUAGUAGUAAAUAUCAAAAAAUAG